AGUAAGUGGGUGGUUGGAGAGCUGGCGGUAUCUGGGUUUGGUUCAGUGGGGCGAGAGUCUGUAGGGAAGUCGGGACCGUGGUCGGGGCGACCCCCCCGACUGCCUGGAGGGCGUGUCCGCACGGCGGGGAUGGGGGCCGGCCGGCCUUCCAGGGCAGCCCCUAAGGAGAGGGCCCUCCAUGAGGGCCGCGGGGGUCUCAGUGAAGCCCCUGCGGCGCGGGCACAGCACGGGCACUUCUCCCUUCUCCUCCGGUGCCUGUCCCCUUUCUCAGUACCCUGCAGUUAGAGCAGGGGCUGCCCCGUUUUUGUACGGCCUCCGAGCCGAGAAUGGUUUUUGCAUUUGCAACAGCCUCCAGCUUGGGGAAAGUGCGCAGAGCACAGGCGUGUGCCCUCGGGUUUGUGCCUGGCGGAUCUGAGGUUGCGAAGGGCUGACGCCGGGGGCCAGGGACGAGCUUCUGAUUUGGAUCAGCGAUGGCCAGACAGACGUGGACAUGAGCUUCAGGAACGCGUCCUGGUGGAGCCUUUCAAGCACUAAAAUCAGCACUGCUGGGGGAGGUCCUGCCACAGAGACUCACAGUGCCCACCACAUCCCCAGGAGCCCGGCCCCCAGUGCCCAUCCACCUGUGUGUCAGGAGCCCGGCAGUGGGGCCCAGAGCGGCUGUUUCUAGGCCACGAUGAGCACGUUGGGUCUCACCAGCAGCCCAGUUACUGGAGCUAAUUUCAGCAUGCUGUCUGGUCCUUCUGGACCCGCUCUGGGUGUCUGCAAGGUGGCAGUCAGCUGGAGGACAAGCUGUCACUGCCUCCCCACCCCACCCUCGUCCAGCAUCCCAGCAUCCCAGGAAGGUGAGAAUCGUGGGUCCUCCUUCGAGAGCAGGCGUGCACCAGGAGGCCCACCACACAGAGUUGUGGCCUCCAUUAUUUGGGGCUGUGGUCAGCAUGAGGACCAAGUCUGAGCCUGGAGAGUCCCCAAAGCAGCAAAUGUGGCCGGCGUCCAGAGACUGGAAAGAGCACAGCAGUGAGAGAUGUGCGGGACCCCGUGCCCCCACACAGCUCCCACCUGCGGGCCUGACUCCCACCGUCCUGCCACGCGCACUGCCACCCAGCUGGGCUCAGGUGCCCCUGCCAUGUUCUGCAUGGGCGUCAGCUGCAACCACAGCGGAGUGUUCAAACAGCACCCACGAAGCAGGGCCCGGAAGCAGACCCUUGUCACACCGGACUCAGGCCACACCAGGCCCUCUCCCAGGGGACUCUCCAGUUGCUGUCAGGCCAAAGCUUGGCCCUGGGUGCCCAGUUCUGCCUGUGCAGUCUGAAGAGAAGGCAUGACUGGGUGGCAGGGUCGGGCCAGCCCAGGUCUCAGCCCAAACCUUGAGCCAGGCCUGAGGGCCAACUUGGGGCCCUGCCCUGGGCUGCCCACCCGGUGUGAGCAGCACCCCGGUCCCACGAGUGUUCAGGGCUGCCGGCCAUCUGCCCUGAGGAGGAUGGCAGGGCCCUGGGCUCUAAGCUCCCCCACCCCCCAUAAAUCCAUAAUAAAAAUAAUCCCUCAUUUUCCUGAUGUGCCCCAAUUCCAGAAGUGCUUCCAGAUGCAUCAUCAUGUUGAUGCAUGAGAGGGGCCAGGGACGCACAGCUGACCCCAUUUCACAGAAUCGCAUCAGGGAGGGCUCGGGAGCCCAAAGGGGCAGGAGGCACCCCAUUCUCCCUCCCAGGUGAGGACACCAGGACCAUUCACAGGCCCCCAGCCCAGAGGAGGCUGCCAGAGCUCCUGCCAAAGGCCUAGAGCAGGCCUCUGUGAGGGUGGACGUUGAGAAGCUGAGCCCUGCUACCUUCCGCGGCUGCUGUUGCUGCCUGGGGGCCCCCUGCCCAGGAUGCAGCCUGGUACCUGCAUCACCCAAAGGCCCCAAGGGCACAGCUCCCCCAAGAGCUGGGCAGCGGGGCCUGCCAGACACAGCCAGGGCAUCAGGUCUGAGGAGAACGGGAUGUGGUCUCGUCCCUGAGGGAUGGAGGGCAGAGUGAGCGUCUGCUUGGGUCCCAUGAGGGGCCAGCUGAGGAGCAGGCAGAGAGGAGAGGGGACGGGCCUGCAGUGAGGGAGGAACGCCCCCUCCCUCCCCAGAGCCCCCAAAGCUGCUCAGCCUGGGCUUGGGCACCCCUGAGCCAGACACAGCCUCGCAUCCCCUGGGCCUACACAGAACAAGUCUGGGUAUUCCCAGUCCAGGGCCAACUGAAGAGUGGACGGACCCCCAGCCCUCAGGGCAGCUACCCAGUCAGCCUGCCGCCGGCCUAGAAAUGGGGGACACAGGCUCACACCUGUGGAUGGCUCAGCUCCAGGGCACUGCUGAGGCCCCAGGGGCGUGCAGUGUCCUGGCCUCAUCCCUGUUACUCCCGCCUGGCCUACGGCUAGAGCCUGGCAGCGCAUGGACGGCUAGGGUACAGUCUAAGGGAUGAAAGUCUUCGGUGCCAGCCCCACUGUAGGAGACCACUGUCCACGGCCAGAGCUAACUCCACACUGCCAUCCCUGCAUCCCCCAUCCGCAGGGACUGACGGGGCGUGCAGAGUGAGGCCAAGUCCCUGGGGUAGGCCCAGCACCGAGGAGGAGGGCAGGGGGGAGGGGGCGGUGCCAGGGCCUGGCCCCAGGUGGCAGGAGUGGGCGGGGCACCUGCCUGGGCUCUGCCGGCCUGUGUGCCCGCUCACUCAUUCACUUGGCCCUCGCUGUCACUCACCAUCACUUGGUCCUUGUCACUUGGCCCUUGCCGGCACCGUCCAAGGUAGGUCCAAUGAACUGGCCCCCCGUGCAGAGCAGGAAACCGAGGCGGCGGGUCCCGCUGGGCUGACCUGGACCAUCCUAACCCCCAGAUGCCCCUGCCUGUUGGUCUUGUGACCGAGGCGGCUGCCCUGCGCCUCCCAACAGGCCCGACCCCACCGGCGGGGAGGACCCCCUCGGUCUUCGGGCGGGCGGGGCGGGGGCGGGGGCGGGGCGGCCGAGGGGGAGGGAAGCCGCGUCCUGCGCCGUGCGCGCCGCCCGCAGUGCCCGCCGAGCGCCGUGGCCGGGGGCGUCGCGGGGCGCGCGGGACGGGCGGCCGGUUCCGGCGGCGCUGCGCGCAGCCCCAGGCUGGCCACUUCCGAAGCUCCCGACGCCAUGGAGGAGUGGGAUGUGCCCCAGAUGAAAAAAGAGGUGGAGAGCCUCAAGUACCAGCUGGCCUUCAAGAGGGAGAUGUCGUCCAAGACCAUCCCUGAGCUCCUCAAAUGGAUCGAGGAUGGGAUCCCCAAGGACCCGUUCCUGAAUCCCGACCUGAUGAAGAACAACCCAUGGGUGGAGAAGGGCAAGUGUGCCAUCCUGUGAGGCCCCCCGCCCCACCCCCGGGC
Molecule: messenger RNA, 3356 nt
Organism: Mirounga angustirostris (Northern elephant seal)
Lineage: Eukaryota; Metazoa; Chordata; Mammalia; Carnivora; Phocidae
Gene: GNG13
Product: G protein subunit gamma 13
Exons: 4
Coding region: 3130-3333 (67 amino acids)
Biological process (GO): sensory perception of taste; phospholipase C-activating G protein-coupled receptor signaling pathway
Cellular component (GO): heterotrimeric G-protein complex
Molecular function (GO): G-protein beta-subunit binding
Source: RefSeq, a predicted model, not a curated record